CUGUUUCGAUGUGAGGGACAAAUGGCACAUCCAUUUCAUGAUUCUCCGGGCACCAGUCGUCAGAGGUUGAUACUCUGACCAUGCGAAAGGCUUUCUGUGCAUCCUUUGGUGUUCCUGACGUUCGAAUGAUGCAGAUGGGAGGAUUCCAUGGUUCGCAAUGCUUCGCAAAGCUAGAAUAAAGCAUGAGUGGUAGGUUGAGGAGGUAACCAAAUGUUUGUCAUGGAUUAGGAUACCAUUUUAGAAACGAUUGCACCGGUGUGCCCCUCAAUCUGUCAGCCUAUUCAGUGGCAUCUGAAUAUGUUGUCUUGAUUAUCCAGAACUACCGCAGUAGCAAUCGUGUGCUUCUCAAUCUGUCGACAACCCAAUUAGGGAGGACAUAUGUUCUCUGGAAACGGAGCUGUCGGGUCUUGAACCUCGGCCGGAGUGUUAGCUGUCUCCGAGAAUGGCAGCGUACCUAUCCAAGAAAACACAACAUUUUUGCAUCGUUUUGAUUUCACUACGGAGUAUAUUUCACGUCUUUGGAGACGCAGCUGAAGUCAGACAGGAGCCCAUUCGGGGACGUCCACAAACUAUACGACCAGGUGCCACGGCAGGGAGUUCGAAAUUGGGAGUGGUGAUCGGAAUCAUGAGCGCAGUGAUUUUUGCCGGACUGGUUUUAUUGUGCUGUUUCUGCCACAAGAAGGAAAAACUCGAAGGGAUGUUUGCGCGCUCGAAGUCUCGAGUCGGCCCUGUUCCGGAAAGCGAGCUCCAGACUAAUGACAGAGUCGUAGCCGAGCAACCGUCUGUCACUGAAGUAUAGAAGGAAUCCGCGGAUAGUCCCAUCAUCCAUAUUCGACGACCAUUUUUCAGAUACCAUUUUGGAGAAUCAGAGUAUCAAGCUUGGAUCAGCCUGAUAAUGAAGAUUCGAAUUUUGACAUAGAUCAGUUGAAUAUGGAAGCAAACGAGAGGGUAAUUCAGAGGAAUCAUUCGCCUUCAUGGGGAAGAGAUCGUGGAUCUAACGGAACACUGGGUUCGGACGGAUGUGUUCGUUGAACGCUGAGAGACGAAGGGCAGGCUAUAUCCAGUUCAUACCCUACGUUUGGAAAACAGAGUACGAUACGUACCUGGUAAGCCCAAGUCUUACGUCGACAGAGGGGAAUAGAGAGUUAUAUCUGCUUCUGAAUCUUAUUCCAAACGACGAUCGAAGAUGUGUAUUCGGCUAGAAAGAAUAGGGUAGCAGAGAAUUCAGAUGUUUCAGCGGCAAGAUACUGCUACAUUUUUGGUUCAGGAACCGUCACUCAGCUCCAGGACUGAUCCCAUCGAAGACAACAGCGAUACAACGAUAAAAAUGACACCUUAUGAGGCCACGCAUUUACCGGAGAUUGUGCAGCUGUGGAAGCUCUACGGGUGUUCCUAAUCAGUCGACUAGGACACCACUCCGAAGCUAUAACUGCGUGAAAAACUUAUUACGCGAAAAUUCCCUCGGUAAGUUUGGAAUUCGUAUCCAGAAAAUCGGCUAGAUUGACAGAUAUCUUGGAACGGAAACAACGAGUUAAAUCUUUUCAAAAUUCCAACUGCAGAUGGGUAAGGAGUAGGUCAUGGCGAAGACUCUGGUUUCAUCGCUGAAAUGGUAAUCUGCUAGCAAAAUUGCACUAGUAAGAAACCAGUGGUUUUCUGGACAGCAUAGUUUGAGUUAUGAUGGGUAGUGAUGGAGCAACCUCCAGGGUUUUGUACAAAGUACUGUAACAUAACAAGUACAAAGUAAGAACUGAUGAUAACAUCCUCGGUC
Marchantia polymorpha subsp. ruderalis is the source of this 1768-nucleotide messenger RNA. The record is from the annotation of a GenBank genome assembly. Lineage: Eukaryota; Viridiplantae; Streptophyta; Marchantiopsida; Marchantiales; Marchantiaceae.